Molecule: messenger RNA, 2413 nt
Organism: Polypterus senegalus (gray bichir)
Lineage: Eukaryota; Metazoa; Chordata; Cladistia; Polypteriformes; Polypteridae
Gene: lclat1
Product: lysocardiolipin acyltransferase 1
Exons: 6
Coding region: 259-1383 (374 amino acids)
Cellular component (GO): endomembrane system
Molecular function (GO): acyltransferase activity
Source: RefSeq, a predicted model, not a curated record
CGCACAGCCCGUCGUUCUGCUUCAACAUGGCCGGGCGGCGCGCGCAGGGGGCUCCCGAGACGACCUGGAAGGCGCCGGGAAGCUCAGCGGAAAAUCCCGGAAGACUGGGAGGAUCCGCCAGUCCGAUGCGCUGCGGUUUAGGUGAGGAAGAUGGCGUGGUGGAGUCUGUAGCGGCAGCGGCGGCGGAGCGCACGGAGAGGCUGAACAGCGAGCGCGGCACACGGCCGACCACCGCGGACCACCCGACGACGCGAGGUCAUGGCAUCAGUACGAGGUCUCUACUUCUUGGCCACCCUGUUCCUGGGCAGCUUUUUUGGCAGUGUCUUUAUGCUGGGCCCCUUCCUGCCCUUGAUGUUCUUCUCCCCAGCCUGGUACCGCUGGCUCACAGACCGCAUUGUUGCCACAUGGCUCACUCUGCCCGUGGCUCUCCUGGAAAUGGUCUUUGGGGCAAAGGUGGUGAUCACGGGUGACGGCUUCAUCCCCGGCGAGCGCAGCGUCAUCAUCAUGAACCACCGCACCCGCCUGGACUGGAUGUUCUUGUGGAACUGCCUUCUGCGCUACAGCUACCUGCGACUGGAGAAGAUCUGCCUGAAGGCCCCCCUGAAGGCCGUGCCCGGCUUCGGGUGGGCCAUGCAAGUCGCAGCCUUCAUUUUCAUCCAGAGGAGGUGGGAGGAGGACCGUCACCACAUGGAGGCCAUGCUGGACUACUUCUGUGACAUCCGUGAGCCCCUGCAGCUGCUGCUCUUUCCAGAAGGAACUGACCUCACGCCCAACACUCAGGCCCGCAGUGACGAGUUUGCGGAGAAGAACGGCCUGCAGAGGUACGAGUAUGUCCUUCAUCCCCGGACCACCGGCUUCACCUUCAUCGUCGAGCGGCUGCGCAGAGGUGACAAUCUGGACGCCAUCCACGACAUCACGGUGGCAUACCCGCAGAACAUCCCGCAGACGGAGCGCCACCUCCUGACCGGCCACUUCCCGAGGGAGAUCCACUUCCACGUGCGCCGCUACCCUGUGGCCUCGCUGCCCGGCGGCCCCGAAGAGCUGCAGCGCUGGUGCCAGGAGCGCUGGCGCGAGAAGGAGCGCCGCCUGCAGGAGUUCUACACGGGCGAGCGCCGCUUCGACAGCACGGGCCGCAGCCGCAUCCCCCCCUGCAAGUCGGAGCUGCGCGUGCUGCUCAUCAAGGUGGCCUCGCUGCUCUACUGGAGCGCCUUCAUCGCGCUCUCCUUCGCCGGCCUCUACUGGAGCGCCGCCCUGCGCUGCUACUGCGCCGCCCUCGUGCUCUUCUUCGUCGGCCAGCAGAGGCUCUGGGGCGGCCUGGAGCUGCUCGAGCUCUCGUGCCAUCGCCACCUGCGGAGUAAGGCCGCCUCGGCCAAGAGCGAGUGAGCGAGCGAGAGCGGCGGUGUGAGCGCGCGCGCGCGCCGGAGACUGGGCAGGGCGGGGCAGGGGGCGCGCUCUUCAUUUUCUUUUUACGCUUGUUUGGGACAGACAGAGGCGCCCGGGCACGGCUGGCUUCACUCGGUGCUGAGGGAGAGCAGCGGGCACGGUGAACCCUGCGCUGCCCGCCACAUCGUGUGCCAGGGGCAGAAUGGGCACACAAUGGGCUUGACUGGUAGGAAAAGGCUGCAGGCUUCACAUCGGCUGGGUGCGCAGCUGCCCACACUUGUCAUUGGUGUGGAGUUAAGAUGGCAGAGGCUUUCGUUUCACGUACUUUCUUGUAUUCCCCAUGUGCCGUCGAUGGCACUAAGCCCCCAUGCCAAUUGACUUCACUUGGUCCGGUGAUUUUUGGCCUUCGCCUUUUUCUACCACCUGGCUCAUUGCGGUGCCAGGCAGACUCAGCCUGUGUUAUACGUGCCGCACGGUGGGCAAUGAUGCCCCAGGUUUCUUACCUGUAAUGCCUAGUAAAAUUCGCAACCGAAUGAAUGCCCAGCUCAACUCUAAACUGGAUUAAGCAGGUCUGAAGAUGGGUGGCAACAGUUUGGUCAGAGGGGAGGAUCGUAGAGGUAGGCAGAGGGGCAAGGCCGUAGGCACAGAGCAUGGCACCUUCAUUCUAUACACAAAAGGUGAAGAGCUGUCGCCUGGCAUAUCUAGGAAUAAGGGGCCAGGGUGGGCAUCUUGCCAAGUCUGGUGCCCUGGCUCGGACGCCUCUGUCCAGUAAGCAGUGGGGCCAUAGUGCCCACUUCGCCCACUGACUCUUGUUCUGGACUUUUCAAUUAGCAGCUCAGUUGUGCCCAGUGACGAGGCGGCCACCAUCAUGGACUAAAUGAAGAGGCCCGGCAUGGCACGCCUGGGCACGCGCAUCAUGUGACUUAAAGCGGCUGGCUGCUCAGUUGUUUGUGUAGCCCCCCUGGUGACGCCUGUCUGUAUCCCUUUGUCGCCCUCUGGUGUCCUAAAUAAUAACUUACUUAUUUUCUCA